Fonsecaea multimorphosa CBS 102226 is the source of this 1467-nucleotide messenger RNA. RefSeq lists its product as uncharacterized. The transcript has a single exon. The record is from RefSeq and is a predicted model, not a curated record. Gene Ontology annotation, biological process: regulation of DNA-templated transcription. Bases 1 to 1467 code for a protein of 488 amino acids. Lineage: Eukaryota; Fungi; Ascomycota; Eurotiomycetes; Chaetothyriales; Herpotrichiellaceae. Gene Ontology annotation, molecular function: zinc ion binding; DNA-binding transcription factor activity, RNA polymerase II-specific.
AUGGCAUCGUUCACGCCCCGCCGCCGUGGAGUCCGGGCUGCAUGUGACCGAUGCUACGAGCUCAAAGCACGGUGCGAGCGUGCGUCAAUAACUUCCACCUGUGCCAGAUGCGACAGGUUGGAUCAAGCUUGUCUGACUGUGCGUCCACUGCGACAGGCGGGUCGACGGCCACAUCGGCGAGAGCAUUCGGUCUCGCAAUCAACAUCAAGCCAGUCAAGCACGAGCGCUGGGUCUCAACGCGGUGUCGGUGCCUGGCUGCGGGAUAUUCCUGACCUAUGCCCGGAGGAGAGGGAAUUGAUGACGUUUCUUCUCUACCAACCCCAAGCCCUCCAGUUGUAUGUGGUUACUCCCAGCUUUGAAGAUGCUGAGCGACGGUCAUUUGAAGCUCCGCUGCCGAGCGCUUUGCCAGUACUCAAAGAUGCCUAUCUCGCAUAUGCGGGGGGUUUGAAAGCAUUUCACACCGCCAAAUCGAUGGAAGUGAAUGUGGAUGCGAAUCUCCGCCACGCAUCCUCCGCCAUGAGAACACUGCGCAUGCUACCGGUGGCUGGUCCAGAUGAUGCGGCAUUAUGUCUGAACCUGGGGAUCACAUUGGCACUGUAUGCCUACGCAGCGGUUGGCGUUGGCGUACCUGAGAUCUGCCGCUAUUGCCUCAAUACAGCUAGGCCUUAUAUUCAGAACGUCGUGUCGAUGCCUGAGACCGAGGAUCAGCUCAUAUUUCUUGUAUUACUGGAGACCAUGGACUGUGUUGCCCAACGCCGGAAGCCGACGCUGAGGAUCGAGUCACCGCCCGCAGCGGGAGUGAAUCGCCACUUGGGACUUUGCCUCCCAUUGCUUCCAUACUAUUAUGAUCUGUGUGCUAUCAGCCACUCGCUGAUUGAUGCCAGGAACGCUAGAUUUGUAUCCACACUGCAUCAGCAUCUCGCGAGCAUCCAGGCAACUUUGAAUGCAUGGCAGCCAUCCACACCGGAGCAUUUCGUCAAGGAAUUCUCGUCGGUCGAAGUGGUCCACCUCUUAGCCCAAGCCAGGGUAUAUCGACUGGCAGCGCUGCUGAUAGCUCACCGGCUGCGACACAAAUUUGGACAGGAGGACGAUCAAGCGGAUAUUUGGUCGCGCGAGGUGUUGAUGGAAUUGGAGCUUGCUCGACGAACAACUCAGCGAUCGAUUCGGUUCGUUACGCUGCCCUUUAUUGUUGCCGCGAUCGAGAUUCGGGAUCCAGCGGCACGAACCAAGGCAGUCCAGGACGUGGACGAGUAUGUUGAUCGAUUUAUGCCGGCCGUGCAAGAGGCAACCAAGAUAUUUUUAUCGCGGAUCUGGCGUGAGCGGGAUGCUCAGGAAAUAUGCUCUUGGUUUGAUUCGGUUCACAAGCCAUGCAUCAUAUUAGAGUCUCUCCGUGAUUCUAGCCGAGAGUCUGAGGCUAUCAAGAAGAAAAAAAGGGCCAAGGCAAGAGGGCUGAUGUGGGAAACUUGA